CAAUGGAGCUUCCAGUGAUAUACUCUGCAACAACUUCUUCAAACCAGUAUCUUUUUCCAUACAACUUUGUCCCAGAAAACCAUGUUAACUGGUCAGAAACUCCAGACUCUCACAUUUAUUCAGCAGACCUCCCUGGUGUAAGAAAAGAGGAGAUAAAAGUGGAAGUUGAGGACUCAAGAUACCUCAUAAUUCGAACUGAGGCCAUUAAUGAGUCAACAGAACCUGCAAGAACCUUCAUGAGGAAGUUUAGGCUUCCUGGUAGAGUAGAUAUUGAUGGAAUAUCAGCUGGAUAUGAAGAUGGAGUUUUGACAGUUACUGUUCCAAGAUCUUUCAGUAGAAGGGGUUUCUGUAUUGACCCAGCAGAUGUGCCUGAACGCCUAGAAACUCUUGCAAGGGCUGCUUAGUUACACUUACAUAUUGCUUAUUAUGUUCUUUAUUAGGUAAUGUAACAUAUGUAUUUUUGCUAAUUCUGUUGUUUCCAUUAAUGGAGUGUUGUAACUAAAUAGACCAAUAUGAUUUACAUAAUUUGAUUAACUAUCUAACAAUUAUACUUGCAUUUCAAGAUAUUUAAAAUAAAAUAGUGUUGAUUGGUGGUGGGACCAUUUUAAUCUGAA
Molecule: messenger RNA, 614 nt
Organism: Cannabis sativa
Lineage: Eukaryota; Viridiplantae; Streptophyta; Magnoliopsida; Rosales; Cannabaceae
Product: 15.4 kDa class V heat shock protein
Exons: 2
Coding region: 3-404 (133 amino acids)
Biological process (GO): protein folding; response to heat; response to hydrogen peroxide
Source: RefSeq, a predicted model, not a curated record